GGACUCCAGCUGUCCUCCAGCACACACACACACACACACACACAGCGAAGAGCGAGGAAGAGGAGGGCGGGGGGACGGAUCCGAAACCCGACUGCCGGGAGAAAUAAGACAGGAUUUUUUUCUGUUUCCUCCUGAGGAGCUGAGAGGAAGAGGAAGAGGAAGAUGGCAGAAGGAGGAGAGGGAGAAGAGGAGAUUCAGUUCCUGCGAACGGAUGACCAGGUGGUUCUGCAGUGCACCGCCUCCGUUCUGAAGGAGCAGCAGAUCAAACUCUGCCUCUCCUGCGAGGGCUUCGGGAACCGACUCUGCUUCCUGGAAACCACGUCCAACGCUCAGAAUGUUCCCCCGGACCUGGCCAUAUGCACGUUCAUCCUGGAGCAGUCGCUCUCGGUCCGAGCGCUGGUGGAGAUGCUGGCCAACACAGUGGAGAUGACCGAGUCGUCUCAGGGUGGAGGCCAUCGCACCUUACUGUACGGUCAUGCCAUUCUGCUAAGACACCACCACUCAGGCAUGUAUCUGAGCUGUUUGACUACGUCUCGAUCCCUCACUGACAAGCUGGCCUUCGAUGUGGGCUUGCAAGAAGAUUCCAUUGGUGAGGCGUGUUGGUGGACAAUUCAUCCAGCCUCCAAACAGAGGUCAGAAGGUGAAAAGGUCAGGGUGGGUGAUGACCUCAUUCUUGUCAGCGUGUCGUCUGAGAGAUACCUGCAUCUGUCCUACGCCAGCGGAGACCUGAUGGUCGACGCCUCCUUCAUGCAAACUCUGUGGAACAUGAACCCCAUUAGCUCGGGAUGUGAAUUAGCCGAGGGAUAUCUGACGGGGGGUCACGUCCUCAGGCUGUUCCACGGCCACAUGGACGAGUGUCUGGCCAUCCCUACGCCAGAGGAAGGAGAGGAGAAACGCAGGACGGCUCACUACGAAGGCGGCGCAGUGUGCAGUCAGGCUCGGUCCCUGUGGAGGCUGGAGCCGCUCAGAAUCAGUUGGAGCGGCAGCCACAUGAAAUGGGGCGUGUCUUUCCGUAUUCGUCACAUCACCACGGGUCGGUACCUCUGUCUGGAUGACGACAAGGUCCUGAUGGUGGUGGACCCGGAGAAGUCAAACACCAAAAUGUCUGCAUUCUGCUUUCGUAUCUCAAAGGAGAAGGUGGACGUGUCUCAGAAACGGGAUGUUGAGGGAAUGGGAAUCCCUGAGAUAAAGUACGGCGAGUCCAUGUGUUUCGUUCAGCACGUGUCCACAGGACUGUGGCUGACGUACGCCGCCCUGGACGCCAAGGCCGCUCGGCUUGGAACCAUGAAGAGAAGGGUCAUUCUGCAUCAGGAAGGCCACAUGGAUGACGCUCUCACUGUUUCCCGCUCCCAAACCGAGGAGUCCCAGGCUGCUCGGAUGAUUUACAGCACCACAGGACUCUUCAGGCAGUUCAUCAAGGGAUUGGACUCUCUGAGUGGGAAGAACAAGUCUCCAGGCUCGGUGUCGCUUCCCCUGGAGGGAGUCAUCCUCUCUCUCCAGGAUCUCAUCUUCUACUUCCGGCCACCGGAGGAGGAACUGGAGCACGAGGAGAAGCAGACCAAGCUGCGCUCGCUACGCAACCGGCAAAACCUCUUCCAAGAGGAGGGAAUGAUCACCAUAGUGUUGGAGUGCAUCGACCGGCUGAACGUCUACAACACCGCUGCUCACUUUUCUGAAUUUGCCGGCGAAGAGGCGGCCGAGUCCUGGAAGGAGAUCGUCAACCUCCUUUAUGAGCUGCUGGCUUCUCUUAUCAGAGGGAAUCGCUCGAAUUGUGCGUUGUUCUGUGACAAUCUGGACUGGCUGGUCAGCAAACUGGAUCGUCUGGAGGCUUCCUCCGGAAUCCUGGAGGUGCUGUACUGCGUCCUGAUUGAAAGUCCAGAAGUUCUGAACAUCAUCCAGGAGAACCACAUUAAGUCCAUCAUCUCUCUGCUCGACAAGCACGGAAGGAACCACAAGGUUCUGGAUGUCCUGCGCUCUCUGUGUGUGUGUAACGGUGUUGCUGUGAGGUCCAACCAGAACCUCAUCACAGAAAACCUGCUGCCAGGUCGAGACCUCCUGCUGCAAACCAACAUUGUCAACUACGCCACCAGUGUGAGGCCAAACGAUGGGCUGCAUUUAUGGUCAGGUACGGUGGCCCGCCAGGUGGCGUCGCCCAGCGCUCACACUCUUGCGGCGGACGACGUCGUCAGCUGCUGCCUGGAUCUGAGCGUGCCCAGUAUCUCGUUCCGCAUCAACGGCCAUCCGGUUCAGGGCAUGUUCGAGAACUUCAACGUGGACGGUCUCUUCUUCCCGGUCAUCAGCUUCUCCGCUGGCGUCAAAGUUCGGUUCCUCCUCGGCGGUCGACAUGGAGACUUUAAGUUCAUGCCGCCACCAGGCUACGCGCCGUGUUACGAGGCCCUGCUGCCCAGGGAGAGGAUGCGCAUCGAACCCAUCAAGGAGUACAAGCAUGACUUCGACGGUGUGCGCAACCUUCUGGGUCCAACACUGUCCCUCACUCACACCUCAUUCACCCCCUGCCCAGUGGACACGGUGCAGAUUGUGUUGCCACCACAUCUGGAGCGUAUCAGAGAGAAGCUGGCAGAGAACAUCCACGAGCUUUGGGCGGUGACUCGCAUUGAGCAGGGCUGGACCUACGGCAGCUUCAGGGAUGACAAUAAGAAACUCCAUCCUUGUUUGGUGGAUUUCCAAAGUCUUCCCGAACCAGAGAAGAACUACAACCUGCAGAUGUCAGGGGAGACUCUCAAGACUCUACUGGCUUUGGGUUGCCAUGUUGGCAUGGGGGAUGAGAAAGCAGAAGAAAACCUCAAGAAGAUCAAGCUCCCCAAGACCUAUGUGAUGUCCAACGGCUACAAACCCGCACCUCUCGACCUCAACCACGUCAAACUCACACCGAACCAGAACCAGCUUGUGGAGAAGUUGGCAGAAAAUGGGCAUAAUGUUUGGGCGAGGGACCGGGUACGCCAAGGAUGGACCUACAGCAUUGUGCAGGAUAUCGUGAAUAAGCGAAACCCUCGUUUGGUACCAUACAACCUGCUGGACGAGAGAACGAAGAAAACCAACCGAGACAGCGUUAACAACGCUGUCCGCACACUCAUUGGCUACGGCUACAACAUUGAGCCUCCAGAUCAAGAGAGCACUGGCCAGGGCCUUGAGAACAUUCGCGGGGACAAGGUCCGCAUCUUCAGGGCGGAGAAGUCCUACGCCGUCACCCAAGGGAAGUGGUACUUUGAGUUUGAAGCCCUAACAAUCGGAGAGAUGAGAGUGGGCUGGGCCCGUCCCUGUGUCCGCUCCGAUACUGAGCUUGGAGCCGAUGAACUGGCUUACGUCUUCAAUGGCAACAAGGCCCAGCGUUGGCACGUCGGUAACGAGCCGUUCGGUCGGCAGUGGCAGUCCGGUGACGUCGUCGGCUGCAUGAUCGACCUGAAUGAGAUGAACAUCAUGUUCACGCUCAACGGGGAAAUGCUGAUCAGCGACUCCGGCUCGGAGAUGGCUUUCAAAGACAUAGAAGUUGGGGAAGGUUUCAUCCCGGUGUGCGCCCUCGGCCUGUCUCAGAUCGGCAGGAUCAAUCUCGGUCAGAACGUCAGCAGCCUGAGAUAUUUUGCCAUCUGUGGCCUUCAGGAAGGAUUCGAACCGUUUGCCAUCAACAUGAAGCGAGACAUCACCAUGUGGUUCAGCAAGAGUUUGCCGCAGUUCGUCCCCGUUCCCACGGACCACCACCACAUCGAGUCAUGUUCUAAGUCUGCCACUGUGCCGAAGGAGGUUUCUGUAGAAAACGAGAAGGACACCAUGUCGGAAAAGGGGAAGAAAAAAGGAUUCUUCUCCAAAGCCAAGAAAGCUGCCAUGACACCUCUUGCUCCUCCUCCUGCGCCUCCAAUGGUCCCCCGAUUAGUUGAAGAUGUGGUCCCAGACGACCGAGACGACCCAGAAAUCAUCCUCAGUACCACCACUUAUUAUUACUCGGUCAGGGUCUACGCCGGUCAGGAGCCGUCCUGCGUGUGGGUUGGCUGGGUCUCCCCUGACUACCACCAGUAUGACCCCACCUUUGACCUCUCCAAAGUGCGCAACGUCACAGUGACUGUGGGAGAUGAUAAAGGCAACAUUCAUGACAGCAUGAAGCACAGUAACUGUUACAUGGUGUGGGGGGGAGACCUGGUCAGCAACCAGCAGACUCGCUUCAGCCAGGAAGACAUGGUGAUUGGCUGCCUGGUCGACCUGGCAACGGGACUCAUGACCUUCACGGCCAAUGGAAAGGAGAUCAACACCUUCUACCAGGUGGAGCCAAACACUAAACUCUUCCCUGCAGUUUUCAUCCAACCCACCAAUCAGAACAUGGCUCAGCUGGAGCUGGGCAAACUCAAGAACAUCAUGCCCAUAUCAGCAGCGAUGUUCCGCAGCGAACGGAUGAAUCCCGUUCCCCAGUGUCCUCCCAGGCUGGACGUCCAGAUGCUAACUCCAGUCAUCUGGAGCCGUAUGCCCAAUAACUUCCUGAAACCGGAGGUGGGCAAAGUGAGCGAGCGACUGGGUUGGUCGGUGGAGUGUGUUGAACCUCUCAUCAUGAUGGCCCUCCACAUCCCAGAGGAAAACAGGUGUAUUGACAUCCUGGAGCUGUCGGAGCGCCUGGAUCUCAUGAAGUUCCACUACCACACGCUCAUGCUGUACUGCGCUGUUUGUGCCCUUGGCAACAACCGAGUGGCUCACGCGUUGUGCAGCCACGUCGACGAGUCUCAGCUCUUCUACGCCACGGAGAACACGUACCUCCCCGGGCCUCUGCGCAGCGGCUACUACGACCUGCUGAUCAGCAUCCACCUGGAGUCGGCUAAGCGGGCGCGUCUGGGCACCAACAGGGAGUUCAUCAUCCCCAUGACGGAGGAGACGCUCAGCAUCAAGCUGUACCCUGACGUGAAGAAGGCCCAUUCUCUGCCUGGCGUCGGACUCACCACCUGCUUACGCCCAAAGCUGCACUUCUCAUCCGUCAACUUUGUCGGCACAAACCCAGAUAUUUACACUCUGAGUCCUGUUUUUCCUUUACAGGAGUUGAAAACCAGGGCCAUUAGCAUGGUAACAGAAGCUGUGCUGGACGGGAGCCAGGCGAUGCGCGACCCAGUAGGGGGCAGCGUUGAGUUCCACUUCGUCCCGAUCCUGAAGCUCAUCAGCACGCUGCUCAUCAUAGGCAUCUUCAACGACGAGGACACCAAGCACAUCCUGAAGAUGAUCGAUCCCAACGUCUUCAGCGGCAAAGAGGAGGAGGAAGAGGAAGGAGAAAACGCAGAAGAGGGAGAAGCCGCUGAUGGAGAGAGCGAGGAGCAGAAGGAGGAGGAAGCGGCUGAUGCAGAGCUUGAAGACGAGGGGGUAGGCGAUGAGGAAGAGGAGCUGAAAGAGCUGAAGAAAGGAGAACAAGAGGGCGAUCAGGCUGAGCCGAAGGAGGAAGGCGAGGAAGGCGGACAUGAGGAGGAGGAGGUAAAAGGGGGAAAAGUGGAUGGAGAGAAAGCAGAGGAAGAAAAGGAGGAAGAGGCAGUGGAAGCAGAAGCCAAAGAGGAAGAGGGGGCUCCAGAGGAAGGACUACUUCAAAUGAAGCUGCCGGAGUCCGUCAAGCUGCAGAUGUGCACCCUUCUGCAGUACUUCUGCGACUGCGAGCUCAGGCACAGGGUGGAAACCAUCGUUGCCUACUCGAACAACUUCGUUCAAGACGUCCAGAAGAACCAACGCGUGCGCUACAACCAGCUGAUGAGAGCCUUCACCAUGUCGGCCGCAGAGACCGCCCGCAAGACCCGCGAGUUCCGCUCACCGCCUCAAGACCAGGUAAUUUUACUGACCAACUUUAAACAUGGUCCAGAGGAUGAAGACUGUCCUGUUCCUGAGGACGUGAGAGAAACGCUGGUGAAUUUCCACAACGACAUCCUGCUUCAUUGUGGAAUUCACAUUGAGCAAGAAGCAGAGGAGGAAGAGGUGGACACGUCUCUCAGGGGUAGACUUCUCAGUUUGGUGGAAAAGGUGAAGAACUUCCGCAAAAAGGAAGAAGAGGAAGUGCCGGAGGUGGAGGAGGAACCAAAACCAAGUACCCUUCAGGAGCUCAUCUCCCACACUAUGAUCCACUGGGCCCAGGAGUCUUUCAUCCAGAACCCGGAACUGGUGCGUCUGAUGUUCAGCUUGCUCCACAGGAUGUACGACGGGCUCGGCGAGCUGAUCCGCGCUCUGCCCAAAGCCUACGCCAUCAACGCCGUGUCUGUGCAAGACACCAUGGACAUGCUGGAGUGUUUGGGGCAGAUCCGAUCGCUGCUCAUCGUCCAGAUGGGUCCAGAAGAAGAGAGGCUUAUGAUCCAGAGCAUCGGGAACAUCAUGAACAACAAGGUUUUCUAUCAGCACCCCAACCUGAUGAGAGCUCUUGGGAUGCAUGAAACCGUCAUGGAGGUCAUGGUCAACGUGUUAGGUGGCGGCGGAGACUCAAAAGAGAUUCGGUUCCCCCAAAUGGUGACAAACUGCUGUCGUUUCCUGUGCUACUUCUGUCGCAUCAGCCGGCAGAACCAGCGCUCCAUGUUCGACCACCUGAACUACCUGCUGCAGAACAGUGGCAUUGGCUUGGGCAUGCGUGGGUCAACGCCUCUGGAUGUGGCUGCUGCCUCCUGCAUUGACAACAAUGAGCUGGCUUUGGCUUUACAGGAGCAAGACCUUGAAAUGGUGGUGACGUAUCUGGCUGGCUGCGGACUGCAGAGUUGUCCGAUGCUCCUGUCGAAGGGUUACCCCGACAUCGGCUGGAACCCCUGCGGAGGAGAGAGAUACCUGGACUUCCUGCGCUUUGCUGUUUUUGUUAACGGGGAGAGUGUUGAAGAGAACGCCAACGUCGUUGUGCGUUUGCUAAUCCGUCGCCCCGAAUGUUUUGGCCCAGCGCUGAGAGGAGAGGGUGGCAACGGUCUGCUGGCGGCCAUGGAGGAGGCCAUUAAAAUAUCUGAGGACCCGGCGAGGGACGGACCAACAGUGAAGAAAGACAGACGAUUCAUGUUUGGAGGUGAGGGACAGCAUGAGGAGAACCGCGUUCACCUGGGAAACGCCAUCAUGUCCUUCUACUCCGCACUCAUUGAUCUGCUGGGUCGCUGUGCUCCGGAGAUGCACCUAAUCCAAGCAGGAAAAGGUGAAGCUCUACGAAUCCGCGCCAUCCUUCGAUCUCUAGUGCCCAUUGAGGACCUGGUGGGGGUAAUAAGCUUGCCAGUACAGAUACCUGCCUACGGUAAAGAUAGUCAGAUCAUAGAGCCAAAGAUGUCUGCCAGUUUCGUCCCAGACCACAAGGCCUCCAUGGUGUUGUUCCUCGACAGAGUCUACGGCAUCGACAAUCAGGACUUCCUGCUUCAUGUGCUGGAGGUCGGCUUCCUGCCUGACAUGAGAGCUGCAGCCUCUCUGGAUACAGUGGCCUUCAGUACGACUGAAAUGGCGCUGGCCCUGAACCGCUACCUCUGCUCGGCUGUUCUGCCGCUGCUCACCAAGUGCGCCCCGCUGUUCGCCGGGACGGACCAUCGGGCCAUCAUGAUCGACUCCAUGCUUCACACCAUCUACCGCCUGUCCCGGGGCCGAGCCCUGACCAAGGCCCAGAGGGACGUGAUCGAAGAGUGCCUCAUGUCACUCUGCAAGUACCUCAGGCCCUCCAUGCUGCAGCAUCUGCUCAGGCGGCUGGUGUUUGAUGUACCCAUCCUGAAUGAAUAUGCAAAGAUGCCUCUAAAGCUGCUCACAAAUCACUACGAACGCUGCUGGAAGUACUACUGUUUACCAAACGGAUGGGCAAACUUUGGAGUGACCUCAGAGGAGGAGCUUCAUCUUUCUCGGAAGCUCUUUUGGGGAAUAUUUGAAUCGUUGGCACACAAGAAAUUUGAUGCUGAGCUUUUUAAGAUCGCCAUGCCGUGCCUCUGCGCCAUAGCGGGAGCUAUUCCUCCUGACUAUGUGGAUGCUACCUACUCCUCUCACCCUGAGAAAAAGGCCUCAGUCGACGCUGAGGGCAACUUUGAUCCCAAACCAGUUGAGACCACAAACACCAUCAUACCAGAGAGGCUGGAUGCUUUCAUCAACAAGUACGCAGAACACACUCAUGAUAAGUGGGCUUUUGAAAAGAUUCAGAACAACUGGACCUACGGAGAGGUUCUGGACGAAAACGCGAAGACUCACCCAAUGUUGCGGCCGUACAAAACGUUCUCUGAAAAGGAUAAGGAGAUAUACCGCUGGCCUAUUAAAGAGUCAAUCAAGGCCAUGCUGGCAUGGGAGUGGACCCUGGAGAAAGCCAGGGAUGGAGAGGGAGAGGUGGAGAAGACGUCGACACGCAAGAUUUCCCAGACUGCUCAGGCCACAUAUGACCCCAGUCAUGGCUACAACCCUCAGCCAAUAGACAUCUCAGGGAUGGCUUUGUCCAGAGAACUGCAGUCUAUGGCUGAGCAACUGGCUGAGAACUACCACAACACCUGGGGCAGGAAGAAGAAACUUGAGCUACAGGCUAAAGGUGGCGGUACACACCCUCUGCUGGUGCCAUACGACACCCUGACGGCCAAGGAGAAGGCCCGUGACAGAGAGAAAGCCCAGGAUCUGCUCAAGUUCCUCCAGCUUAACGGAUACGCUGUGACGAGGGGCAUGAAGGACAUGGAGCAGGACAUUUCCUCCAUCGAGAAGCGUUUCGCCUACGGAUUCCUCCAGAAGCUUCUCAAAUGGAUGGACAUCGCUCAGGAAUUCAUCGCUCAUCUAGAGGCCGUAGUUAGCAGUGGCCGCGUAGAGAAGUCGCCACAUGAACAGGAAAUCAAAUUCUUCGCCAAGAUUCUCUUGCCGCUCGUCAAUCAGUACUUCAAGAACCACUGCCUGUACUUCCUGUCCACUCCUGCCAAGGUUCUGGGCAGCGGCGGCCAUUCCUCCAACAAGGAGAAGGAGAUGAUCGCCAGUAUCUUCUGUAAGUUGGCUGCCUUGGUGAGGCACAGAGUUUCUCUUUUUGGAACGGACGCACCUGCAGUGGUGAAUUGUCUGCACAUUCUUUCGCGGUCCCUUGAUGCAAGAACUGUUAUGAAGUCAGGCCCGGAGAUUGUGAAGGCUAUCCUGCGGCAGUUCUUUGAGAGUGCUGCAGAUGACAUAGAAAAGAUGGUGGAGAAUCUGAAGCUGGGAAAAGUGUCGAGUAAAACGCAGGUUAAAGGGGUUUCCCAGAACAUCAACUACACCACAAACGCCUUAUUACCUGUCCUCACGUCGCUGUUUGACCACAUUGCCCAACACCAGUUCGGCGAUGACGUUAUCUUGGAUGACCUGCAGAUAUCCUGCUAUCGUUUGAUGUGCAGUAUAUAUUCUUUGGGAACUGUGAAGACUCCGCAUGUGGAGAAACAGCGGCCGGCUCUUGGAGAGUGUUUGGCUCAUUUAGCAGCAGCUAUGCCAGUAGCCUUCCUGGAACCGGCACUGAAUGAAUUCAACUCCUUCUCUGUUUACACAACCAAGACUCCAAGAGAGAGAACUAUUCUGGGUCUUCCCAACCAAGUAGAGGAGCUGUGCACCGACAUCCCGGAGCUGGACGUCCUGAUGAAGGAAAUCCAUGACCUUUCUGAGUCGGGAGCUCGCUACACAGAAAUGCCCCAUGUGAUUGAGAUUACGCUGCCCAUGCUGUGUAACUACCUGCCCCGCUGGUGGGAGAGGGGGCUGGAAAACUUCCCGGAGCAGGAGGGCCAGCUGUGCACCGCCGUUACGUCGGAGCAGCUCAACCAGCUGCUGGGCAGCAUCAUGAAGAUCGUGGUCAACAACCUGGGCAUCGAUGAGGCGUCCUGGAUGAAGAGAUUAGCCGUUUUCGCCCAGCCCAUCGUCAGCCGGGCGAAACCGGAGAUGCUCAAGUCCCACUUCAUCCCCACCAUGGAGAAGCUGAAGAAGCGAGCGGGGAAGGUGGUGGCGGAGGAGGAGCACCUGCGCAUGGAGGGCAAGUCGGAGGUGGACAGUGAGAACGGGACCAUACGGGACGAGUUCGCUGUGCUCUGCCGGGACCUGUACGCCCUUUACCCCCUGCUGAUCCGCUACGUGGACAACAACAGGGCGAGGUGGCUGACCUGUCCGGACCCGGAUGCAGAAGAACUGUUCAGGAUGGUGGGAGAGGUGUUCAUCUUCUGGUCCAAAUCACAUAACUUUAAGCGGGAGGAGCAGAACUUUGUGGUGAUGAAUGAGAUCAACAACAUGUCCUUCCUCACUGCUGACAGUAAGAGUAAGAUGACCAAGGCCGGAGACGGAGAGUCUGGAGGCUCGGAGCAGGAACGUAGCAAGAAGAAGAAACGAGGGGACCGCUACUCUGUGCAGACCUCCCUGAUUGUGGCGGCACUGAAGAAGAUGCUCCCCAUCGGACUCAACAUGUGCUCUCCUGCUGACCAGGAGCUCAUCAAUCUGGCUAAGAUCAGAUACUCACUGAAAGACACAGAUGAAGAGGUGAGGGAGUUCUUGCAGAACAACCUUCAUCUGCAAGGCAAGGUGGAGGAUCCAGCGAUGCGCUGGCAGAUGGCUCUUUACAAGGAGAUGUCUGGAAAGGCAGAAGACGCCGAAGAUCCAGAGAAAGUGGUAAAAAGAGUACAAGAGGUCUCUGCUGUCCUUUACCACAUCGAGGUGACUGAGCAUCCCUACAAGUCGAAGAAAAUGGUGUGGCACAAGCUGCUGUCCAAGCAGCGGCGCAGAGCUGUGGUGGCGUGUUUCAGGAUGACGCCUCUCUACAACAUCCCAACGCACCGAGGCGUCAACAUGUUCUUAAACGCCUACAAGCGCAACUGGUUGGAAACGGAGGGCUACUCGUUUGAAGACAAGAUGAUCGAUGACUUGUCAAAAGCCUUGGAGGAAGAGGAGGAGGAGGAAGAAGAGACGGAGACAAAGCCGGAUCCUCUUCAUCAGCUGAUUCUGCACUUCAGUCGCACGGCUCUGACAGAAAAACUGAAACUUGAAGUCGACCGUCUUUACAUGUCUUAUGCUGAUAUUAUGGCAAAGAGCUGUCACAUUGGUGAGGAGGACGAAGGGGGAGAGCAGGAGGGGGAGGAGCCAUCCUUUGAGGAAAAGGAAAUGGAGAAGCAGAGGCUUCUGUACCAGCAGUCCCGGCUGCACAACCGCGGGGCUGCAGAGAUGGUGCUGCAGAUGAUCAGCGCCUGCAAAGGCGAACCAGGAGCCAUGGUUUCUUCCACACUCAAACUGGGAAUCUCCAUCCUCAACGGAGGCAACAGUGACGUUCAGCAGAAAAUGCUGGACUACCUGAAGGACAAAAAGGACGUGGGAUUCUUCCUGAGCGUUCAGGCUCUGAUGCAGACCUGCAGCGUUUUGGACUUGAAUGCUUUUGAGAGGCAGAACAAGGCGGAGGGACUUGGGAUGGUUUCAGAGGAGGGAUCCAAUAAGAAGCUAGAACGCGAUGAGAAAGUGAUGGCAGAUGAUGAGUUUACGUGCGACCUCUUCCGCUUCCUGCAGCUCCUGUGUGAAGGCCACAAUAACGAUUUUCAGAACUACCUGAGAACUCAGACAGGUAGCACGACAACCAUCAACGUCAUCAUCUGCACUGUGGACUACCUGCUUCGACUGCAGGAGUCCAUCAGCGAUUUUUAUUGGUACUAUUCAGGGAAAGAUAUCAUCGACAAGCCCGGAAAGAGGAAUUUCUCCAAAGCCAUGACUGUGGCUAAACAAGUCUUCAACAGCUUGACUGAGUACAUCCAGGGCCCCUGCACUGGUAACCAGCAGUCUCUGGCCCACAGCAGGUUGUGGGACGCUGUUGUGGGUUUCCUCCAUGUUUUUGCUCAUAUGAUGAUGAAACUGGCACAGGAUUCGAGUCAAAUCGGCUUGUUGAAGGAGCUGUUGGACCUGCAGAAGGACAUGGUAGUCAUGCUGCUGUCUCUACUUGAAGGUAACAUUGUGAACGGCACCAUUGCCAGGCAAAUGGUUGACAUGUUGGUGGAGUCCUCCAGCAACGUGGAGAUGAUCCUCAAGUUCUUCGACAUGUUCCUCAAGCUCAAAGACAUCGUGGCGUCCGACGCCUUCCGGGAUUAUGUGACGGAUCCGCGCGGACUCAUCUCCAAGAAGGAUUUCUCCAAGGCCAUGGACAGUCAGAAGCAGUACUCCCCAUCAGAAAUCCAGUUCCUGCUCUCCUGCUCUGAGGCCGACGAGAACGAAAUGAUCAACUUUGAGGAAUUCGCAGAUCGCUUCCAGGAACCGGCAAAAGACAUCGGGUUUAAUAUUGCUGUCCUGCUGACCAACCUGUCUGAGCACGUGCCCCAUGACACACGCCUCCAGAACUUCCUGGAGCAGGCGGAGAGCGUGCUCAACUACUUCCGGCCUUUCCUCGGCCGCAUCGAGAUCAUGGGGGCCAGUCGGAGGAUUGAGCGCAUUUACUUUGAGAUCAGCGAGGCCAACAGGAACCAGUGGGAAAUGCCGCAGGUCAGGGAGUCGAAGAGGCAGUUCAUCUUCGACGUCGUCAACGAGGGCGGAGAGAGCGAGAAGAUGGAGAUGUUCGUCAAUUUCUGCGAGGACACCAUCUUUGAGAUGAACAUCGCAGCGUCCAUCUCUGAGCCCGAGGAGGGUGGCGAGGAAGAGAAAGACGACGAGGAGGAGGAAGAGGGCGGCGGAGAGGAGGCGGAGCCUGGAGAGGGCGAGGAAGGCAACGGCGAGGCCGCCGUUCCGGAGACAGCAUCGGCCUUUGCCGAAUUCCUCAAGAGCGUCAUGAACUUCUUCAGCAUGUUCACUUUCCGUAACCUGCGGCGUAAGUACCGCAAACUCCGAAGGAUGACGGUGAAGGAGAUGGUGAUCGGACUGGUGACAUUCGUCUACACGGUCCUGAUGGGAAUCCUCAUCUUCGUCUACAACGUGUGCAAGGGCUUCUUCACGCUCAUCUGGAAGGCUCUGUUUGGUGGCGGCCUGGUGGAGGGAGCCAAGAAGAUGACAGUCACAGAGAUCUUAGCCAGCAUGCCGGAUCCAACCCAGGAUGAGGUGCAUGGAGACCUUCCACCUGAACCUGGAGCUAGAGAGGUCCAGGAAGCCGACGGGGGGACGGACCUCUUGGACACGGCUGGAGGAGAGGAAGAAGAAGAGGAUGGCGAGGAAGGUGAAGGUGGGCGUCUGCCUGGGUUCGACAAACCGGGAGGUCUCGGAGAUUUUGGAGAAACGACAACAGAGGAGCCUCCAACUCCAGAGGGAACGCCGCUGCUGAAGAGGAAACUGCUGGCUGCAGUGGGAGGACAAGAAGGGGAGGAGAAAGUCGAAGCAGAAGCAGAAGAGGUUCCCCAGGAAACGGAAAAGGCCGACAUUGAGAGUGGAGAGAAGUCGGAGAAACCAGAGCCAGAACCCGAGGUGAAGGAAGAAGAACCAGAGGAGGUUCAGGAGAAAACGGUGAAAACCAAAACCAAGAAGGACAAGAAACCUGCCGAGGGCGGCUUUGAGUUGUGGAACGAGCUGGAGGUGCAGAGGAUCAAAUUCAUGAACUACCUCUCUCGUAACUUUUACAACCUGCGGUUCUUGGCUCUGUUCAUCGCAUUCGCUCUGAAUUUCAUCCUGCUCUUCUACAAGGUGUCCGACUCUCCUCCAGGUGAGGAGGAGUUCGAGGGUUCUGGUCUGUUUGAGGGCUCCGGCCUGUUCGAAGGCUCCGGCGCUGAGGAAGAUGGGUCUGGAUUGGAGGAAGGUGGGGAAGAUGAUGACGAAGAGGGCCCGUUGUACUACUUCCUGGAAGAGAGCACCGGUUACAUGGAGCCGGCCCUGUCUUUCCUCUCCAUCGUCCACACCAUCAUCUCCUUCCUCUGCAUCAUCGGCUACAACUGCCUCAAGGUUCCUCUGGUGAUCUUUAAAAGAGAGAAGGAGCUGGCCAGAAAGCUGGAGUUUGAUGGACUUUAUGUCACUGAGCAGCCAGAAGACGAUGACAUCAAGGGCCAGUGGGACAGGCUGGUCCUGAACACGCCAACCUUCCCGAAUAACUACUGGGACAAGUUUGUGAAGAGAAAGGUUCUGGAUAAAUACGGCGACAUCUACGGCAGAGAGAGAAUCGCCGAGCUGCUGGGCAUGGACCUGGCGUCGCUGGACGUCAGCGCCAUGACACACGAGAAGAAACCUGAACCCGACACCUCCAUGUUCAGCUGGAUAACAUCUAUUGACAUCAAAUAUCAGAUCUGGAAGUUCGGGGUCGUCUUCACCGACAAUACAUUCCUUUACCUGGUCUGGUACAUGCUGAUGUCCAUGCUUGGACACUACAACAACUUCUUCUACGCUUGCCAUCUCCUGGACAUCGCCAUGGGCGUCAAAACGCUGCGGACCAUUCUGUCCUCCGUCACCCACAACGGCAAACAGCUGGUGAUGACGGUCGGCCUGCUGGCUGUGGUGGUGUACCUCUACACCGUGGUGGCCUUCAACUUCUUCCGCAAGUUCUACAACAAGAGCGAGGACGAGGACGAACCGGACAUGAAGUGCGACGACAUGAUGACUUGUUACCUGUUCCACAUGUACGUCGGCGUGCGAGCCGGUGGAGGCAUCGGAGAUGAAAUCGAGGAUCCGGCCGGGGAUGAAUACGAGCUCUACCGAGUCGUCUUUGACAUCACUUUCUUCUUCUUUGUCAUCGUCAUCCUGCUGGCUAUCAUCCAGGGUUUGAUCAUCGACGCCUUUGGUGAGCUGAGAGACCAGCAGGAGCAGGUCAGGGAGGACAUGGAGACCAAAUGCUUCAUCUGUGGAAUUGGAAGCGACUACUUUGACACGACGCCGCACGGCUUUGAGACGCACACCUUGGAGGAGCACAACCUGGCCAACUACAUGUUCUUCUUGAUGUAUCUCAUCAACAAGGAUGAAACAGAACACACAGGACAGGAGUCGUACGUGUGGAAAUUGUACCAGGAGCGAUGCUGGGACUUCUUCCCCGCUGGAGACUGCUUCAGGAAGCAGUAUGAGGACCAGCUCGGAUAAACGGCUCGGCUCCCCAACAGGAGACGGGAGGAAAAGUCCUAAAGUCCAGAGCUGGAACACAUCCGUGUCUUAGUUUUAUUUGUCUUGCAUUUUUUUCUCGUCUGUUUGAAGUUAUGCACACCUUUUGACCGCACUUUUCAGCAGCAGGUUGGAGAAAACGACCCGGGAGGCGAAACGAAGCUCUUGCUGUGAACACAUGGCCUUUCCUGUCUAAAUUAAACGGACUGCCUUGUAUAUCGACUGAACGUGUGGCGGCUAACAUAGCCGCUAGCGCUGUAAAUGUUCUAGUGCCUAUAGCGACGUCACUGCUUUAGCUGUCAGUCUCGGUAGCUUUUCCAUCCGGUCUCAUGGGAAAAUCUGAAACAGUCACAAACUCACGACUCGAGACGACUGGAGUUCUUCUUCUCUUGUUUUUGUAACAAGGUUUAAACCUUAAACCAAAAGGGCGUCUUCAGUUCUGAUCGUGUGCCGGGAGAUUUAGGGUUUUCAGUCGUUUUUAUGGAAAAUCAACCCUGUGAGCCUCUUGGGUCGUUGUCAUUUAUGUGCCUCAGAGUAUUUGCUAGCAUGAGAGGUCCGCGUUUCUGGCUGCUUUUGUGUAUUUUGUUGAGUCGUUAGCAGUGGUGGGCACACUUCUGCUAACGUGCUAAUGGCAGAGCUAAUUUUUUGUCUACUUUUGCUGACUUUGUAAACAUCUGGUGCAUUUAGCUUCAUCUAAAUAAAUUUUUCUGGGUAAAUUCUAAUGUGUUAAUAGCUAAGCUAAUUUUUAGCUUAGUCCUUGAGCUAACUUUAAAAAUGUUAAGCACACUUAGCUUCUGCUAAAAAAAAUUUUUUUAGGUAAAUUCUAAUGUGCUAAUAGUUGAGCUAAUGUUUUGUUUAGUGCUUUUGUUGUCUUUGAAAACAUUUAGCACAAUUAGCUUACCCUAAAUGUAUUUUUCCAAGUAAAUUGUGAUAUGCUAAUAGUGGAGCUAUUUUUUAGCUUGCUGCUUUAGCUAACUUGGAAAAAAUUUACCUCACUUAGCAUCCACCAAAUAUGUUUUUCUGAUUAAAUUCUAAUAUGCUAACAGCAGAGCUCAGUUUUAGCUUAGCGAUUAGCUAACAUUGAAAGCAUAAAGCAAACACCUUCCCCUAAAUUAAAUUCUUAUGUGCUAAUUUACGUUUACCGUUUUUGUAAGCUUUCAGUUGAAUAAAGUUUGACAACUAUGUCAAAGUUUUUGGUUAUCAACUGUUAAAACAGGAACAAAAUAAAGUAGAAAACAAAAUGUAAACAUAAAUACGUCUAAGAGCUUUGUGAAACUACAGAUUAUUUAGGGUCAAAAUUAAAUUCAACGCAGAUAUAAUUUAAAUUAAAGUUAGCGCUUCAGCAUUACUUUCUGCUCAAUAUCUUAUGCUUUACAGCUAGUGGAGCUAAUGUUUGCGAUUAGUGCUUUAGGGUUAGCGCUGCCCACCACUGUCUGUCCGUUCUGUUUUUGUCAUGAUGCAGCCAAACCUCUCUUUGUGGCUUCAGCAGUGUGAAAAAUUGUGAAAAACCCGGAAAAAUUUUUUCACAGAUCAGAAUCAACCUGCUGGUUUCCCUUCCUCUUUGGGCAUUUUGCAUGUUAAAUCUGACCCAGUAGAUAAUUAUUUCGUUCCUCGUUCUGACAGGACAAUGACUGGAGAUGAAGUGACCGAUUUUACGUCUAUUUGAGUUUCGCUGUCUCGAAACAAAAGAUUCUCACAAGCAAUCAUGAACUGCUUGAACUCGGACCGACUUGACAAAAACAUGGUUUUUGGGAUAAUUAUCUGUUUAGACACUCUGCAGUCUUACAAUGUGGACUCCCCUCUCUCUGCCGUAACCGUUAGUGAGACGAACACACAUCCAAGGGGAACGCCGAGGUCAUUUGUUCUGUUUUACGCAGAUUAAGCCAUUUAGAGAGACUUUAUGCACAACGUUGGUGCACUGAAUUAAGUGUUGAAUGUAUCUAAUAAGAACUUGAUGAAAAGACAUAUUUUACAUACACCAUGGAUUCUUCUAUUUAUUUUUCUUCAAGGCUCUGAUGUAUGAAAAUAAUUUAGUUUUCAGACGUGAACGCGUCUCAAACUGAAGAUGGUGAAGAGAUUUAGUCUGAUACUGAAAAUGGCCUCCGGUUUGGAGAAUGUUAGCUUUUGUUUCGGCUCGUUAGCUUUUUACCAUAGAUAUUUUUAGAAAUUCAGCAUACGGAUAAUUUGCCUCAGUCAAAGUUGUGUGUGAAGCGUUGAUUUCUGACACAUUCACAAAUUCUCCGUGUCGUACAGAUGACCGGUCGGAGACGGAGCGUUUCUGUUGGUCUGAAGGUUGGAAGAUGAAUGGAGGUCAAAACUUUCCACUUGACUGAGAGUCUCUGACUAAACUCUGCGUUUCAAUAUGGAAUAAACAAAUUAUUUUAAGGACAA
This is a messenger RNA of Gambusia affinis (western mosquitofish), 17298 nucleotides long. It is a transcript of the gene ryr1b, whose product is annotated as ryanodine receptor 1b (skeletal). The record is from RefSeq and is a predicted model, not a curated record. The transcript is spliced from 106 exons. Gene Ontology annotation, molecular function: protein binding; ryanodine-sensitive calcium-release channel activity. Gene Ontology annotation, cellular component: Z disc; smooth endoplasmic reticulum; sarcolemma. Bases 163 to 14889 code for a protein of 4908 amino acids. Lineage: Eukaryota; Metazoa; Chordata; Actinopteri; Cyprinodontiformes; Poeciliidae. Gene Ontology annotation, biological process: calcium ion transmembrane transport; intracellular calcium ion homeostasis.